UCAAACCAGCUGUUGACAGUGUAGGACAUAAGCGCAUAAAAUAGAUUACCACUACCUACAUAUCUAAUAUUUCAGACGUACGGUGCGGAAGGCGUAGAAACUUUUGAGUGCAACAUAUUUCUGUUGAUUCCUGCAAUUGAUGCGCCUGGUUGCCGUUGCACUCACUAAUCAUGGAUGCAAAAGCCCAACCAGCAAAGGCAAAGCCUAAGAAGGAUAGAAAGCAAGUCAUAAUGGAGCUAGUUGCACAAAAUAACAUGCAGGGUGCAAUGCAUCAUAUGCAAUUGUUAAUGGCUGAGCAACAGAAAGAAAAAGAUAUGGAGAAACAAAAGCAGGAGGAAAUGGAUGCAAUGAUGAAGAUGUUUGCGCAGAUGAUGUCCGCUGCGAAUGCAAAAAAUGCGGCGGGAGGUGACGCCACUGCAGCUAAAAAGGAUAAAGCAGAGAAAAAGCAGCGGGCGCAGAAUCGCGGCAAAGGAGAUUAUAAGAAUCAAGGUAAUCGCGGACCUGGUGACCAACAGAAAAAAGGCGGUCCUAACCAGAACCAACAUCAGAAUAAAGGUCCACAAAAUUUCAACCGGGGCCCCCCUCGAGGUGGCCCAAGAGGCGGCCGCGGUCAGUUUAACAAUGCACCGCAUCAACCACACAGCGUGUUCCAUCAAGGACCACCACCACCUCAUGCACCGCCCUAUCAUCCAGGCAUGAGGCCACCACCACCACCACCUCAAUAUCACCACGGUCCACAUCCGAACAUGCCGCCUCCGCCGCCUCAUUUCAAUCCUCAAUAUGGGCCACCACCGCAGCACUAUCCCAACUAUAAUUAUCCACCGCAAGUGCCUCCACCUGGCCCGAUGCCAGGUCCUAGCAUGCCGUAUUCGCCAGCUCCUGGCUACCCGGGACAGUAUUCGCCUGCCCCACAACCACAACAAGUGCAAAUCAAUGUCAAUCUGCCCAGUGGAAGUACGGAAGCAGGCGGAGCCAAGAAGAAACAAAGAGCCGUCAACAAUCCUGUUGCAACUGAGGCGCCUCCGUCGUAUGACAGCGUCGUUGGCGAAGAUAACAGUCAAGUACAGGCGGAUGGAGCGAAUCAAAGAGGCAGGUUCCAACGUGGACGAGGCAAUCGUGGAAAAGGUGCGAACAGGGGUAGAGGUGCAGGAGGACAGAACCAGUUUAAGAAGCCUGCUGGUCGCAAACAUGCGCCGGGGACUGUUAAGGCUGAGAAAAAGGAUGAAGCCGAAGAUGAGGAUGAUGAUGAUAAAGGCGCCGAGUCUGAUAGCUCGGCUAGCAGCAUCGAAGUGGUCGAGAAGCACGAAAAACCAAAGGAGAAAAUUCCUAAUCCUUUGGAUGAUGCCAUGGAGGAUUUGAAGAAGAAUAUUCUGAGCUUUUUUAAGAAGAUCUAACUAAUUUUACUAUAUAAUAAAGUUUAUAUCUAUACACACUCUAUAUUUCGUAAUUUGAAAGAUGUAUUUGAUUUUAUGAAUCUGGUUAAGCUGUUUUGAAAUAAAUCGCUUCAUAUGUCAUUGAGGUUUUCCCUUGCUGUUUAUGACCGCAUUGCUAUUGUUCGGAUAAUAUGGAAAACGAACCACGCACAAGGUCAAUACUGAUUUCUGUUAAAUUGCUGAUAAAUAACGAGAGAACUGGUAGAACGCCAUUGAAACGUGCGCGCAGUGUUUGCACUCUAAAUGUAUAUUUAAAUUCGGUUUUAAGUUAAGUGUUAAACAUGUCAUCUAAUCCAAAACCGCAAAAAGAUAGAAAGUUGAUCAUCCAGGAGCUUGUUGCGAACAACAACAUGCCGGCUGCAAUGCAUCAUGUUCAACAGGCUUUGACUGAGCAGCAGAUAAAAAAGUGUAUGGAUGAACAAAUGCAAGCAGGGAAGACGCCGAAAAGCAAGAAAAAUACGCAGACACAACCAGGACAUCAACAGCGUGGCAAAAGCUAUGGUAAAAGUGGUGGCGGUCAUUAUCAGAAGUUUAGCAACAAUGGCCCAAGGAAAUUUACAAAAUCGAAGAGAAAAUCAACAAAUCAACAGAAUGAAGAGCAAACAGAUGAGUGCUGCUGCAUACUUUGAUAAUAUUACGCGUAGAUGUGUAUAACUGACUAAAUAAAUUUGUCUAAGCCGA
This is a messenger RNA of Dalotia coriaria, 2114 nucleotides long. RefSeq names its product basic salivary proline-rich protein 1-like. The coding region runs from base 171 to 1394 and encodes 407 amino acids. The record is from RefSeq and is a predicted model, not a curated record. Lineage: Eukaryota; Metazoa; Arthropoda; Insecta; Coleoptera; Staphylinidae. The transcript has 2 exons.